AUGUAACCGGUUAAGUUGUCUGCUAUUUGGGUUUUGACUUCGCGUUAGCUAUGUGGCCUCAUUUCUCCGCUGCCGCCUGGACAAAAUCCCUCAUUCAUGGCCCUCCACCAUCCGUUGAGGAAAAAGUGGAUAAUUCUGAUGGCUGGGGAGCCCUAGCUCGACAGUGGGCUCAUCAGCGUAGUAGCCAAUUGCAGCCUCAUUACACUAACAACGUAGCUCUACCUCCUCCUCCUCCUCCUCCUCCUCCACCUCCGCCCCCACCACCCCCUCCUUCUCCGCCUCCGCCACCAAUCGCUUUUAUACCAGCAACUCAAAUCCAGUCAAAUACAAGCAACUUAGUUUCCAAUGCAUCCAGAGUUGACUCCAGCCACCUAUUAAUCCAAAACUCCCUAUUAUGUGCACAAGAGAACCCCCUUCCCUCACAAAGUAUGUGCUCAGUACCUGAAAAUCAGGGGGCUCCACAGAGUUCUUGGUCUUCAUUCGAAAAUUCCAGGGUCUCGCAAAAUUCGUGGUCUACAAAUAGCGGUCAGGCAUAUUCACAGAAUUUGUGUACGGCACCUGGAUAUCAUGGUCCUCCUCAAAGUGCUUGGCCAUCCUAUAAUAAUCAUGAGCGUUCCCAGAAUGCUUGGCCUUCACAAGCAAGUUUACAAAGCAAAUGGUCGGCACAUGAAAGUCACUCUUAUGGUAACCAAGUUCCACAGGGAUAUAGUAAUACCAUUUCCCUGACAGGUCCUUCGUCUCAAUAUUAUGAACAUAAUCACCAUCAAAUCAAUUAUCCUUCCAGUGAAAAUUCAAACAAUCCUGGUAUACAUUGUAAGUCUUAUGAGGAACAGUAUUACAGUGUGGGGAGUGGCCAUACGGGUCAAAACACACGCUAUCAAAAGAGAUGGACUAAAAAUGAUCAGGGUGAUUGCGAUUAUGGUUCUCACGCUUCAGAAGUUUAUGAUUAUAACCAUUCUUACUCUCUUGAAAGGUCAUUUAACUCGUCAGCUGUCAGACCGGCUAAUCCUUAUAACCAACCCUAUCCACGUUCUAACCAGAAUAAUCGUAACAUGUGGCCUAGAAAUCCCGAGUCUUUCCAACCCGUAGAAAGCUUUCCUCCACCUGAGCAAUUCAACGAUAUGCACCUUCACCGUCCGAGUUAUCAAUAUCAAGAUGAACCUAAAUAUAUUCCUCUCAGUGAAGAUACAUCGGUGAAUGAAGGUAAUCAAUUCCGUGGAUGUCAUGAUCACGACUACCGCAUAACAAUACAGAGUCCUACAGUUCCGUCUGGUAGUAUGGAAGAAAAUUGGAAGGAUGUGGAUACUCGUCCUAUUCUGCCUAGCGACAGUGGUCACACAAGCCCGGCAAUAUUUCCGUCGGCUAUUGCAAAUAAAGCCUUGGCUGAUCCUAGACCGAUUUCGCUUAUCCCAACUCCCAUUAUUGAAUCUUCGUGUAAGCCCAGAGGUCGUAUCACACAUCUGCCCGUUCCGGAACACCUAAUGACAGCUUUCGAGGAAGCUGCUGCAAGCACUGGAGUUUGGCCUCCAAAAAAUUUAGAACCAGAACAAACCGGAGGUGGUAAUACCAAACCUCGUGCUCUCCCCGCAUGGCUUCGUGAUGAAUUAGAGAAAUUGGAAAAGAAAAAAGCUAAAGAACUGGCCGCUGUAUCUGGAGCUACUGUUUUAGGGGCUGCUCCUGAUGCUAAAAGGGAUGAUGAAGGUGAUAUCGUUAUGGAGGAUGAAGCUAAAACUGAUGUCCAAACACUAAAAUCUCUAUUGAACAAUAAUGAGGAAUCAGAUAGUGAUGUCAAAGAACAGGGAAGUCCUUUUGAUGUCUCAAGUAAUCCUGUUGGUGACCUCCAAUCCCCGUUUUCAUCUCGAAGUCAACCUCCUGCGGAAUCAGAGGAAAUCUCAAACCCUGAAACUGCGGUAAAACAACUAACUACAGAUAAUUCUCAAAAUAUUUUACCCAACACUCCUGCAUCAUUAACGCCUACACAUCUGCUAUCCCUUCAAGAAUUUCAUGAGUUGUUCGCAUCACUAUCGGACGAAGAACAAAGGACUGAAACGGCUCGUUUUAUUACCCGGACGCUGACUGAGGCUCUACUGGCUGUUACAACUGAACUCAUUGACGCCAUAGUAGAAGAAGUAAUGACAGAAGCGGUUUCAGGAAAAUCGCAUGUUCUACCAUUAGAAGACUCUCCAUAUGUUGAGAUAAAAUCCCCAAUUCUAGGGUUAGUCUCUUAUAAUAGUGAAAGUGAGUCAGAAUCUGAGCAAAACGUGCUGGAAAGUAAACUACCCACAAGUAAUAUAUCAGGUAUACUACCAGGUGAUGUUCCUGAUGAUGUAAAGCAUGAUUAUACAUCACAGAAUAGUCCUAGUAACGAAAAUAAUAAAAUUGUCACUGAAAGUGGGAAAUUUCAAACUCUACAAGAAAAGUAUUAUGAAAAGCAAUCUUAUUCUUCCAGCAUUCAUCAGAAAUCUUCUAAACGCCAUAAAAAUAAAAAAGAAACGGAUACGGCCGUCACAAUUUCACGUUCGCAUUUCAAACAUUCACAUAAAAGGAAAACAAAUUCACGGUAUUCCCAUCGUAGUCGUAAGAGGGAUUUUCGUGAUUCGUCAACAGCUUCUUCAGAAUCUUCAAGUUCGAAUCAUGGGAACCAAAAAGUAGGACUCUCUCGAUUCAGUCGAUCCUCAGAAGAUCACAGUGAUAAUGUUCGGUCACCAAAACCUUAUUUUACGAAGUUCAGUCAUUCGAAACAUUCUCAUCAUAAAAGUCAUCAUUAGAUUUGUACACUUUCCUGUACUAAGUGUUAACCUGUCUUCGGUUUGCACUUAUAAUCUUUAGUUCACAAGUGAGAUUUCAGACAGGUAAUUUAUUCAUUUGGUAAGUGAAUUUUAUGACUUUCAAAUCAAACCUAUUUCUUCAUGAUUGACUUAACAAUAGUAACAUGGUAUUUUAUUCAUCAAAGUUACUGCAUUAACUGUAAGAUACAGUGGAUCUGAAUUUAUAUAUUAGUCCACAGUACGCACUUUUGGAAAGCAACAUUAUACGCUUCAUUUUGAGUUGGCAUACAAUAUCUAUUCAUUUUUAUGGUGUUUGUUGUUUGGUCUAAAAGUAAUGUUUAAGUUCUAGACACAUCCUUUUUUUGCUACAGUUCUUACACUCGUUAUCUUCGUUUUCUCAACUAUAUUUCCUUGACACUUCCUUGCAAAUGUUCUCAAUGUCCUCAAAUAAACUGGUGGUCUCAUACAGGUCUCCGUGUUCCGGUACUGAAUAAUGCCACCAGUACAAUUAGACAGAGUAUCGUACAGUUACUCUUACGUAUAUCCCUCUUUUUCUUAUGCUUAUUCUGUUCAACCUACUGACACAAUACUCCAAGUAAAUCUUAAAACAGAGUAGCUAUUUUUUGAAACUUAUUGAUUUCAACCUUCUUUCAGUCAGUAAUUUGCUUUCCCAAUUUAUCGUCGAAUUUGUCUUUGCUUUUCAGGUAUGGAAAUAUUCGGUUUCCCAACAAUCAACUGUUAAUAUGAUCUUAAUUUCUUUUUCAUAUAAAUCUGUGUACAAAGUACGAAUCAUUUGUCUACUUAAAAAUAAUCUACUGCCAGUCUCCAUCUUAUUCUUUGUCUUACUGAUUGUGCUAGCUUUAGUCGUAACGUGAACAACAUCGAUUUUCGAAUUAUUUUUAACUUUGAAAGUAUACAACAUAAUUCAGCUGUUAGUCACGCAGAUUGUCUCGAAUGUGUAAAGUA
Messenger RNA from Schistosoma guineensis, 3734 nucleotides. The record is from the annotation of a GenBank genome assembly. NCBI's taxonomy places the organism in Eukaryota, Metazoa, Platyhelminthes, Trematoda, Strigeidida, Schistosomatidae.